AAGAAACCAAACAUAAAAAGUCUCAAAAAAAAUAGGAACAAGAAACUGCAUAAACAAGAAUUAAUGGGUUCUGGGAAUUUUCUUCAAGUUGUGGCUAAGAACUUUGAUGUCCUUGCUUUGCCUCUAGUCACUCUUGUUUACCCUCUAUAUGCAUCAAUUAAGGCUAUAGAGACUAAGUCUAGUACUGAUGACCAGCAAUGGCUCACAUAUUGGGUACUUUACUCCAUGAUUACACUCUUCGAACUCACCUUCGCCAAAGUUCUUGAAUUGUUCCCCAUUUGGCCUUAUGCCAAGUUGAUCUUUUCAUGCUGGUUAGUCCUACCACAUUUCAAUGGUGCUGCAUAUGUCUACCGCCGCUUCAUCAGACCAGUCUACAUGAACCCUCAAAGAGCAACUUCCACCAUCUGGUACAUGCCACGGAAGAAAGAUGUAUUCAGCAAGCCAGAUGACAUUCUAACUGCUGCUGAGAAAUACAUUGAAGAGCACGGCACAGAAGCAUUUGAAAGGCUUAUGACCAAGGCUCAAAGGGAAGAAAGACCGAGGCACAACAACAACUACAUGAUCUUUGACGAUGACUAUAUAUACUGAAACUGUUGUAUCUGUAUAAAUGAUGUUUGUUGUUGCUAGUAGCAACUUUCUUAUUUGAUUCUAUUUGUCUUGAACUAAAAGAUAUGCUACAUCUCACUAUAUCAUGGUAUGGAAUAUUACUGCUCUUCCUUCGUGGAUAAGUAAACUGGUCUAUCUCCU
This is a messenger RNA of Rubroshorea leprosula, 747 nucleotides long. The record is from the annotation of a GenBank genome assembly. NCBI's taxonomy places the organism in Eukaryota, Viridiplantae, Streptophyta, Magnoliopsida, Malvales, Dipterocarpaceae.